CUUUCCUCAUCGCGCAAAAUCCAUAGUCCAAUACUGCAGACUGCACCUUAGGUUGAGCAAUGACUUCACCUAGUUAUUAAUACUCUCCUAAAACAUAUCAAUCUAUCAAAGUCAUUGAAGAUGUCGUUGCUUCGAACCACUCUGCUGACGUUGGCUUGCGGGCUCUCAUUCUCUAAUGCUCUUCACAACCACGAUGGAGCCUCACAGAAACUCGAGGGCCUUCGUACAGGCUCAAAGAAGGUAGCGGUCAUCGGUGCCGGAGCUGGCGGAGCAUCUGCAGCAUACCAUUUACGACAAAACGCCCUCGAACGCAACCUCGACGUCGACAUCACCGUCUUCGAACGCUCUCCCUAUGUGGGGGGCCGUUCCACCACCGUCUACGCCUGGGACGCCCCCAACGUCCCCAUCGAGCUCGGCGCCUCUAUAUUCGUAUCUGUGAACAGCAUUCUUGUUGAUGCUGUCAACAAUUUCAACCUGUCCAUCGAUAACAAGGACUCGUUGCGCACAGCAGAUAGCCCCGAGUUGGGCAUCUGGAACGGAGACGAAUUUGUGUUGCAGACACCAGCGCACAAUGGGUGGUGGGACAUCGCGAAGCUAUUGUGGCGGUACGGGCUAGCGCCUAUCAAGACGAACAGGCUUAUGAAGUCGACGGUGGGGAAGUUUUUGAAGUUGUACGAGGAACCACAGUUCCCAUUUGCGUCGCUCACGGACGCGGUGUAUGAUGUGGGGUUGGCGCCUGUCACGGCUAGCACGGGAGAACAGUACCUGAAGGAGAAUGGGAUUGGGGUGAAGUUUGCGGACGAGGUUAUUCAGGCAAGCACUCGAGUCAACUAUGCUCAGAACCUUCCUCUCAUACACGGCUUGGAGACCAUGGUCUGUAUGGCCACCGAUGGCGCUAUGGCUGUGGAGGGCGGUAACUGGCAGAUCUUCGAUAACAUGGUCCAAGCCUCGAAAGCGGACGUACGAUUGAACACUACCGUCCAAACCAUCUCGAAGCAAGCCGACGGCACCUACAUCCUGAAGUCCGCAUCUGUCUCAAAUGAGGAAGCCUCAAACGCCGGAGAAACGUUUGACGACAUCGUCCUCGCCACCCCCUAUCAAUUCUCUAGCAUCAAGUUCUCUCCCGAGCCAGAACACACUCCGGACACCAUCCCUUAUGUUCGCCUCCACGUGACCCUCUUCGCAUCUCCACUCACCCUCAGUCCUAAGGCCUUCAACCUGGCACCAAGUGCCAUUGUUCCCACUUUUAUCCUCACUACUCUCCCACCUGACGAAUCUGUUGGCACCGAUCCCAACGGUGUUGGCAAACCCGGCUUCUUUAGCAUCAGCAAUGUUGCCGAAUCUUGGAACCCCACCACCGGUGCUCCAGAAUACAUCUACAAGAUCUUCAGCCCCGCUCGCAUCAACUCAACCUUUUUGUCGCAUAUCCUCGGCACUGCCCCACCUGACCAGGAAGUCGAGGAGCUGGGCCAAGGCUUUGUAAGCUGGAUAUACAGAAAGGAGUGGGACAGCUAUCCAUAUGAGUACCCGCGCGUCACUUUUGAGGAGAUUAAGCUCGAUGAGGGGCUGUGGUAUACGAGUGGGAUAGAGUCAUUCAUCAGCACGAUGGAGACGAGUGCUCUGAUGGGGAAGAACGUUGCUGGGCUGAUUGUGGAUGCAUGGGCGAAGGCCGAGGCCAAUGGAGAGAAGAAAGUAGAAGGAAAGCCAAUGCCGAAACCCAAGGGCGGACCGGCUAAGAUUCAGGCUAUUCUAGAGGCGAGUAAGGAGAGGGAGAAGGAGAAGGCGGUUGAGGAGGGGCAAGACUUGUGAAUUGGUUUACACCUGCGGGCAGGAUGCAGAUGGUUUUCGCGGCACGGUACAUAGUUCCUUAACACUUGGGUGUUCUUAGCAUUAAUGAUUAAAGCACGGAG
Mytilinidion resinicola is the source of this 1910-nucleotide messenger RNA. RefSeq names its product Prenylcysteine oxidase. Bases 121 to 1809 code for a protein of 562 amino acids. NCBI's taxonomy places the organism in Eukaryota, Fungi, Ascomycota, Dothideomycetes, Mytilinidiales, Mytilinidiaceae. The record is from RefSeq and is a predicted model, not a curated record. Gene Ontology annotation, molecular function: prenylcysteine oxidase activity. Gene Ontology annotation, biological process: prenylated protein catabolic process; prenylcysteine catabolic process. The transcript has 3 exons.